CCAGAGAAACUUAGCAACUACCACUUUCAGAGAUCAAAACUUGCUGUCUAAAAUGAUUAAGAUAGGCUAAUUCUAUGGCAUCGUUUGCAGUCUCUUAAUUAAUCCAAUCUUUCACUUCAUUUUACUCUCAAUCUUUCCAAGCAAAGAAAACAUUCUUACUCUUUCUUGGAUCUCUUUGGGGUAUGUUUAUCACUUGGGAAAGAAAUGGCAGGAUUCUUCUAUCUAGGAGGGAGAGACAACAUCAACAACAAGCAAGAUCAUCAUCAAGUAGACAAGGAUCAUCAUCAUCAACAAGACAAGAGUAAUUAUCUUUAUCUUUACAAAGACGAGAUCUAUAACACCAACAAGGGUUUCGAGAUUUGGCCUCCACAAUACUUCCAACAACAACAAGAACAACAACAACAACAACAUGUCACAGCUUCUACAAACUUAUACUCCUUCGGAAUGGUCCCAAGCAGCAGCAACAACAAUAACCGGAGCCGGAGCUUAUACUUCAACGUAGUCUCCGAUCAUGAGCCGGGAGGGUUCACGGUGACAAGACAAGGAGGUAUGAAUUGCCAAGAUUGUGGGAAUCAAGCUAAGAAAGAUUGUCCUCAUAUGAGAUGUAGAACUUGUUGUAAGAGUCGAGGCUUUCACUGUCAGACACACGUUAAGAGCACUUGGGUUCCUGCUGCUAAACGCCGUGAGCGUUUAGCUCAACUCGCUUCCUUGCAGCACCAUUCAGCCACCAGCCGUGAAACGCAAAACGCAAAAGCAAAACGCCUACGAGAAGCUAAUGGUGGUGAUAAUGAUGAUAAAGACCAAAGUGGUAGUGGUGGAUCGGCUCUUGCUACACGUUUGGUAAAUGCUAAUUCUCAUUCAGGGUUUGAGGUGAGUCAAAACUUACCACCGGAAGUUAGCUCACCGGCGGUUUUCCGAUGCGUUCGAGUGAGUUCGAUAGAGGAUGAUGAAGAUGAUCAAGAAUAUGCUUAUCAAACGGCUGUGAACAUUGGAGGACAUUUAUUUAAAGGCAUUCUUUAUGACCAAGGACCAGAUCAAGAACAUCAUCACCAACUUGACCUCCUUACCUCCACUGCCACAACCACCAAUGCCGAAGAGACAGCUGCUAAAACGGCGGUUACUGUCGCCGGAAACAAUAACAAUGGAUUAUUGAUCGAUCCUUCGUCGCUUUAUCCGGCUCAAAUGAACUCUUUUAUCUCCGGUACGCCAUUCUUCACACCUCCGAGGUCUUGAGUAUCAGACUAAGUUAUUUAAUACUUGCAACGUUAUAAUAAUGAGACAUUUCUUUUCUCUUGUAUUCGCAUUAGUCUUGAAAUUUGGUGCAAUUUGUUAGAACUCUCUUAGCUAGGUUGCUACUUGGUUUGGUGGUGAUGAUUAACAUGCACAUCGUACGCGCGUCUGUAUCUUUCAAGAAAAUCAAUGAGAGUUGUAUUAUUAUUCUAGUUUCAAAGUUUGAUCUCUUAAUUUAUGGUUU
Eruca vesicaria subsp. sativa (arugula) is the source of this 1474-nucleotide messenger RNA. NCBI's taxonomy places the organism in Eukaryota, Viridiplantae, Streptophyta, Magnoliopsida, Brassicales, Brassicaceae. The record is from the annotation of a GenBank genome assembly.